Fraxinus pennsylvanica is the source of this 393-nucleotide messenger RNA. NCBI's taxonomy places the organism in Eukaryota, Viridiplantae, Streptophyta, Magnoliopsida, Lamiales, Oleaceae. The record is from the annotation of a GenBank genome assembly.
AUGCUGGCUCUUCUUAGUCCCAAACUUGCCUAUUCUUCGCUUGUUCCUCUACUUAACUUGAAUCAUAAUAUCCAUGGUAAACACUUGCUCAAUGUUGCAAGUCGAGAUAGAGAAAUAUAUCCAUCACAAGUACAAGAGAAAGAAGACUUGGAAGAGGAAGCCCCGAAGGUAAAUGUGAUACAAGAUCAAAUUGAAUAUAUUAGAGAAAUGUUGGAUGCCAUAGGAGAUGGUCGAACAAAUGUCUCGCCCUAUGAGUCUAUGACACAGCCUGGGUUGCUCUUGUUCCAGCUCUUAAUUAAUGGAGAUGAUAUGCCCCAGCUUCCCCAUAGUCUUCGAUGGAUUCCUGAUCAUCAACUCCCAACGGUUCAUGGGGUUACAAGCUCGUAUUCUUAG